Myxocyprinus asiaticus (Chinese sucker) is the source of this 2729-nucleotide messenger RNA. It is a transcript of the gene fdx1b, whose product is annotated as ferredoxin 1b. The record is from RefSeq and is a predicted model, not a curated record. The coding region runs from base 43 to 609 and encodes 188 amino acids. The transcript has 5 exons. Gene Ontology annotation, molecular function: 2 iron, 2 sulfur cluster binding. Gene Ontology annotation, biological process: P450-containing electron transport chain; positive regulation of oxidoreductase activity. Lineage: Eukaryota; Metazoa; Chordata; Actinopteri; Cypriniformes; Catostomidae. Gene Ontology annotation, cellular component: mitochondrion.
ACUUGCACACACAGAUCGCAUGUUUGCACAGCAUAGCCUAUCAUGUGUGUAUCAGUAGUUUUCUCCAUUCAACUUCUAUUCUCCUGUGCCAUUCAGGAUCCACCAGGAACCAUCCACGAGUUCUUCACACAGUACCCAAACUCUACAGUCAAUCCCAGGAAAAUGGGAUCCACCAGGAACCAUCUGCGAGUUCUUCACACAGUACCCAAACUCUACAGUCAAUCCCAGGAAAAUGGUUCCUCUGGCUCUAAGGUGCUGGUUCACUUUUUAAAUCAGUCGGGGGUGAAAAGCAGUGUGUUUGUCACAGAGGGAGAGACUCUUCUAGACAUUGUGAUCAAGAAAAAUCUUGACAUCAGUGGCUUUGGAGCAUGUGAGGGUGCUUUAGCCUGUUCCACAUGUCACCUGAUAUUCGAGGAGAGUGUGUAUAACAAACUGGAGCCGGUGGUGGAUGAAGAGAUUGACAUGCUAGAUCUGGCCUAUGGACUCACCAAGACAUCUCGUUUAGGGUGUCAGGUGACAGUGGAGCGUUGGAUGGACGGCAUGACAGUCCGUGUUCCGCAAGAAAUCAAAGAUCGACGAGGAUCACAAGAGGCCAUUGGCAGCAAAUGAUACAUAUGCACGCAAGCACGCAUACACACACACACACACACACACACACACACACACACACACACACACACACACACACACACACACAGACACAUACACAAAUAUUGUUAGUUCAUGCACAUAUUUUAAGGAAUAAUUCACAUAAAAUGAACAUUUUCUCAUUAUUUACUCACUCCCAUUUUCUUUCCUCUACGACACGCAAAAGGGAAUCAGAGGCAGAAAGUUAAAUCAGCUCUUUUUCAUACAACAAAAAGGGAUAGUGAUUUUGAAUACCAAAUGAUAGCUUUGUGUGAGAUGUUGUCAUAAAUUUAAAUUGUCAUAAAGUUGUUGUUCACUGAUAAUCUUUAUCUCUGCCAUUGCUCUCAAAUAUUAUUCACGGUUGUGUUUUAAAUGAUAAGUAAAUCAUGACAAAAUGGCAAAAGUUUUGUUUUGGGUGAACAAUUUCACUUUAUACACAGUAAGAAUGGUUUUCUUUUCCAAAAAAAAUAAUUUCUGUUUUGACGGCAUAUGAAAAUGGUAUUCUACAUUUCAACAAAAUGAUAAUAAACCAAGUGUGAACCCAAGGUAUAAUGGGAGUACAUUAUCCCCCCCAAAAAUAAAUAAAUAAAUGUCAAUACAGAUGUCUGCACACAUUCAGGCAGAUCAGACAGUGCAUGGCUUUAACUCAUCUUUAUCUCUGACAAUUACACCCCCACAACUCUGGAUAAAUGUAAAUGUGUGAGUCACAGAUCACAGUAGACUGAUGCUUUCCAUCGAUACUGGUGCCUCAUUACUUUAAAUAGCAUUAGACCUUUAUAUCAGUAGUGGUUAAAGCUCUAGGUUGUUAAGCCAAAGGUCCUACAUCCAAAAACUCUUGGUGUUUAACCUGAAAAUCGCCCUAUUGUCCAUGUGCCCUAGAGCAAGACACUUAACCUUAGGCAGUUCUAGGGGCAAUACAUGUCCCUGAUGGUAGAAAAAAAGCUUGAUUUUCAGCUACUCAGCUUGAAGAAGGGUUUUAGUUUUUUUUUACAAUGCUUGAAAGGCUUUGAUUUUCCUCUGACGUUCUAUAUUCUGCAUUGAUAUUUCUCAGACAUGCUUAUUUCUUCCUUUCAACAAAUUAGUGCAAUUAAUUCAGCUCAAACUGCUGAAUGUACAGACUCCAUUUAGACAGUGUAGGACAUUUCAGUCUAAGGAUUAUUUUAGUUUUUCAAUUUCAAUUAUUGGUUUCUGUAAACUUUUUAAGAAAUUAAAGAUGAAAGUUUGAAAAUCUCCCAUUGACUUAUAUUGUUAGAAUGUUCACCAUUCAAGAUCCAAUUGAUAGCGAACUGAAUUGAUGAUUGAUCUUCAUUCUUGCAUUAACUUGCAUACUCAAGUGGUGCUAGGGGUGAGCUAUUGAGGCUUAAGCCCCGAAUGUUUUCUUCAUCUUGUAGUGAUGUCAAAAGUAAAAUUAUUCCAUUGAGGAAGUAUGUAGGUAUAUAAAUGACAUCUCACAGACAUUUACACUUUUACAACCCCAAUUCCGAAAAAGUUGGGACAGUAUGAAAAAUGCUAAUAAAAACAAAAAAGGAGUGAUCUGUAAAUUAUAUUCACCCUUUGCUAUAUUGAAAGCACCACAACUACACAUAAUAUGAUGUUUUACCUCGUGAAUUUUAUUGUUUUUUUUUAAAAAAAAAUGUACAGUAAUUCCAAAUCAGAUGAUUGCAAUACGCACCAAAAUAUUGAGACAGGCAAUUUAAGACUAAUAACAAUUUGACAAGUUGAAAUAACGAGGUGAUGUGAAACAGGAGAUGUUAAACAGGUGAGGCAAUUUUGUCUUAGUACUGUAUACUGUAUAAGGAGUUUUAAAAACAGACUAGUCCUUCAAGAGCAAGGAUCAUUCAAGACUUUGCCAACAGAUGCUUCAGCAAAUAAUCCAACACUUUGAGAACAAUGUUCCCCAAAGACAAAUUGGAAGGAUUUUGGGCAUUUCACCCUCUACAGUGCACAACAUAGUUAAAAGAUUCAAGGAAUCUGGUCAUAAAGGGCAAGACAAAAAACACUUCUGAAUGCAUCAGAAGAUCCCUCAGACGUCACUGUCUUAAAAAACAUCAUUCAUCUGUAAUGGAUAUCAUGAACAUGGGCUUGGGAUUACUUUAGUAAAC